GCCUGUGUCAGCUUCGGCGCCUCUCGGAACGGUUCCUCUGGCCCAGCCUUUCCGAGUGAUGUUAAGGAGCAAUUUUACGAUAUUUUGUUGGUGUAUCUCUGGGAAACAUAGCAGGUGGAGAGGUAUGUGGGCACAUUCAAUGACAGUUCAAGAUUACCAGGAUCUCAUAGACAGAGGAUGGCGAAGAAGUGGAAAAUAUGUCUACAAACCUAUCAUGAAUCAAACGUGUUGUCCUCAGUACACGAUAAGGUGCCAGGCUUUGUGUUUUCAGACCUCCAAAUCUCAUAAGAAAGUUCUGAAGAAAAUGUUGAAGUUUCUUUCCAAAGGAGAUGUUUCAAAAGUAGUCACUGAAGAAGAGCCUAUGGAUUCCCGUAUAGAGGAUGCAGUCACAUGCGGUUUUGCAUAUGAAAGUGCAUCUCACAUCAGUCAGGCUGAACUGACUCCCUUGAGCGUGGAUCAUGCAGAGAGGGUGGAGAAUGAGGAUGAGGACGCAGGAGAAACAAAAGAAGAGGUGGACGUGCAGAAGGUGGAAUCGGGUUCUCUUCAGAUAUGUGCAGAUAAAGACACUCCAGUCCCUGGAGAACCAUCACGUUCGGCUAAAAUUGUGCAUGCACCUAAGCCAGGCAAAGGGGCUGAUCUAAGCAAGCCACCGUGUCGAAAAGCAAAGGACAUACGGAAAGAAAGAAAACUGCAGAAGAUCCUUCAGAACCAGAUGUGCACAUUUGAAGGCUCUCCACUUCAAGCAGGAGAUCAAGUUUUCCUCUUGCAAAACUCUAAAUCUAAACCAAACCAACCUAAAACCAUUGAAGACUUCAUUUUUGUCUCUUUACCUGAUGAUGCAGCGCACAAAUUAGAGGUGAGGGUGGUGAGAUCAUCUCCACCAAGUUCACAGUUCAAAGCCACAUUUCAGGAGUCUUACCAGGUCUAUAAACGUUACCAGAUGGUUGUUCACAAGGACCCACCUGAUAAACCAACUAUAAAUCAGUUCACACGAUUCCUCUGUGAUUCCCCUCUGGAGGCAGAGAAUGCACCAAAUGGACCAGAAUGUGGCUAUGGUUCUUUCCACCAGCAGUAUUGGCUGGAUGGGAAGAUAAUUGCUGUCGGUGUAAUUGAUAUCCUGCCCUACUGCGUGUCCUCAGUCUAUCUGUACUAUGAUCCAGACUAUUCUUUCUUAUCUUUGGGAGUCUACUCUGCAUUACGGGAAAUUGCUUUUACUAGGCAACUUCAUGAAAAAGCUCCCGAUCUCUGUUUUUAUUAUAUGGGUUUCUACAUUCAUUCAUGCCCCAAAAUGAGAUACAAGGGUCAGUAUAGGCCCUCUGACUUGUUGUGUCCAGAGACAUACGUCUGGACGCCUAUUGAGCAAUGUCUGCCCCUGCUCGAGCACUCAAAAUACUGUCGAUUCAACCAGGACGUAAAAGCAGUUGAUGAAGGUCGUAUUAAGGAACUGGGCAGAGUGAGAGUACUUCACAAGAGAACCGUGAUGCCUUACAGUGUGUAUAAGAAAAGAAGGAAGGGGCCAAGCGACGAAGCCAGUGUUCAGCAAUAUGCAAGUUUGGUUGGACAAACCUGUUCAGAAAGAAUGCUGUUGUUUAGAAGUUGAAAAAUCAUUAAAUAGCAUUUCAAUGGCGCUACAUUUUAUUGCACUGCCACUGGAUGACAUGUACUAUAGUUGUGUGUUGGUAUGCCUGCUCAAAUAGCAGUAUGAAAUGCAGGUAUAUAUCUAGGCUUGUGUGAAUACAUGCUACUGUGUUUAAAGUCCAACUCCAAUAAAACUUUCAAUACAGCAAGGCUUUAGCAAUAUAAGUUUAGAAAAACAUGCUUGCAGUAUAUUUUAAUUAAGUAGUUCUAGCCUUUCUAUCCAUUUUGAAUAAUUAUAAGUAAGCAAAAUUAAAAACAGGUGUCUUUUUUUUGUAGAGACAAAGGUUGACUAAAUCUAGAUUAACAAUAAUUAAAUUACAAAUGUUUUGAAAUAGCACCUUGGAUAUCUGUCAUUAAAAAUUGCCAUGAAAUUUAUAUUCGCAUUUGUAUGCACAUAAACUCUUGCAAGAGAAUUGAAAUGUGCUGUUACUUUCUAAUGUGAAAUCUGGCAUGGUUUAAUUUUAUUUCAAUAGUGUAUUUAAAAACAGGAAGAAAUUACUUUCACUGCACAUUCUUCAUUCGUUCAAAGAAGUAGUGUCUGAGGUCCUAGUGAAUGUAGGAGUUCAUAGUAGGUUCUCAGUGGCAGGGGAUGCAGUGCUUUGGAAAACUUUCCCCUUUAGAGAUGAAACAGAAUAGUUGCACUAUAAAUAUACCAAAGAUAUGCAGCCAAGUGGCACAGUGGGUUUUUUGGUAUAAGCCUUAUCCUUUGUCUAAAAAGAGUGGGUAUUUCAAUGCACAUCACUAAUGCGAAAUAGAGCUUGGGAGGUUUAUCCUAUAGCUCUUCAGUGCACAUCUCAGAACUAUGCUAAAAAUAAGACAUGAGGUACCACUGCUGGGAUUUGUUGUAAUUUUUUUUCUGCAAAAUCAUAUGCGAAGACUUAAAUAUCAUAUUCCUGCAUUUUUACUGGCUGCUUUGUUUAUGGUGCAGCAGCUCACAGGUUAACAUCAUUAAUAACAUUUUACUAACUAUUUUUGUUGGAAACACAGGAAGUUGCGAUGCUUUAUGAAAGCACUUUAUUAUCUGAUCUAUGAACAUUGUCAUUAGUAGUCUGUGUCCGUAUCAAAUCAUACAAGCUAUAGGAACUUUGGGAAAUAAUGCUGUUGUAUAAAUCAGUAAGUAUUACAGCAUCGUAACAGUACCAAUGCAUUUGUAUUUCUUACCUUCUUGGAUAACAGAAGCUAGUAUUUACCUUGAAUCAACUUGAAGUUUCCUGUUAACCUUUGAGGAAAUAUUCUUAUUCAAGAAAUAUAUAUGUGUAGGUGUUUUUCCCCAGAAAGGAGCCAAAUUCAAUUUUACCCUUUGAGGGUUACAUCUAUCAUUCAUGGGCUUGAUUUAAUUUUAAACAGUUGGCCAAUAUUAUUAAUCAUUGAUUUUUAUGUGGAACAGACAUAAGAAUUUUGGGAUUCAAGUGCAUUGUAGAUUUAACUUUUUUUCUCAUAUCUGUUUCAUCAUUGUAAUGUUAUUGGUAUAGACUAGAGCUUCAACAGUAAUUUUAAAAAGUAAUUUUAUGUUUUAUUGAUUGGGUUGUAUUGUAUUGAUCUACUCCCAGUCUGCAACAAAAUUGAUUAUAUCUGUCAGCAUUAUAUCUGGUAUGUGUUUAUCUGUUGCCUGGUACUGAGAAAUUUCUGUAUACUGUAUAAUCUAGUUUGUCCAUGUCUUAUCUAUCUUACCUAUUGCCACAGGAGAACCACUAAAUACUACUUCUGAAUGUUAUUAUAAGGAGUUCUUCUCUGUGGAGAAAAUACCCUUGCCACUCCGUGAAACAUCAAAUAGUAUAACAUUUUCUGCCUACAUAAUGUGUUGAAAAAUGGUGAUGCCCAUAUGGUUUAAAACUAAAAGAAAUGAGAAAACCUUUUUAUAUGAUAUAAAAUCAGUUAAUGAGCACAGAGGAAUUCCAGUAUGACUUGCAAAAUCUUUAAGAUUAUCAAAACCAUUUCGUGAUGGCCUUGCUGUGCUCCUGGAGAAGUUAAAGUUUCUGUUAAAUUGCAAGAGAGCAGACUUAAUGUCACCACUGAGAGUUCUUGAAGACCUCCAUCUUUUUGUGCCCGCUAUUUGUCACUGAUAUGCCUUCCUAGAUAUGUAUUAGACUUUUUUUCUGAUGCUCUGUUUCUCUUGGGGAGCUUUUAAGGACUGCAGUUAAAGAAAAGUGAGAUAAGUAUAAAUUGAAAAUUGAGUACAGCUUGAGCUUGUCGUUAGUGUGACCACUAAAGUUAAAUGACCAUUUCCUGUGAAUUCUGAAACGGUGCUUUCACUUUCUGACCUCCAUGGGAACUGCAGCACCAUGGCAUGCUGGGCUUCUGACUCUUACUGAACUCACAUAUAUAUACAUAUAUAUAUAUAUAUGUGUAUAUAUAUAUAUGUAAACAUAUAAAAGGUCAACAUUGAGAUUAACUCAAAAAUUGAGUUCAUCUGAUGUAGUAUGCAGAGAUCUGACUUGCUGCUUUAAUGUUAUUUUAGAAGGAAAUGGGUGCAGUAUUUUUCAGGACUGAUAGCUCUAUCCCUGUUUAAGAAGUGGAAUAGAGCCUGAGGAUGAAGUUCUGUAAAUUUUGCCAUUGACUUCAGUGGAGCUGAAAAUUCACCACUAUUACAAUUUUAUUUAAUAAGAUAUUGUCUUUGAGAAUUAUUGCAGUUAGCGAUAUUUAAUUAAGUACAAACUACUUGAUAAGACUUUUUUUUUUUUAGUGUCGUUAGGUGGUGAGAGUUAAUCCCUAAAGUAAGGUUGCCUUGUUCUAUCAUCUGUUGAUAAAUGAGCAUGGAGUGGUGGUAAGAAAAUGCAGAGCUGUGACCAGUGCUAAAACAUACCAUUCUUUGUUUUAACUGGAAAUAAAUGGGGAGCUUACUCAUUUCCAGCAUCAACACAUUUCAGUAAAUGCAAAAGAACCCGCAUGUUGAGUUUGUAAUUGCUUUUCAGCCGGCCUUGUUUGACUUGUAAGUAUAGAAAAUAAAGUUAUUUCUAGUCUCUGUGAAUUAUUAUAAGUAAGUAAUAGCUCUGAGUGUGAUUUCUGUCUUACUUUAGGAAUUCAUGAUCUUGGAGGCUGACUUAAGUGUCCAGUGAACAGCAAAAUCAGGGAAGUCAGAGUUGCAGUAAUUUGAAGGGGUACAACACACAUGAGCAAAUUUUAGAACUAAAUUUUAGUUCUAGCUAGACAGAUUGAUGAAGAGUUUAUGCUUUGAAACAGAAUUUAUAAUUCUUUUGUGAAUAGAGUAGAAUAAAAUAAAGAGUCUUUUCACAAAUGGAGACUAGGUAGGACUAGCUAUUUUAGUUGGACUAUACCAUUUCUGGUUGGUUGGAAAAAAACCUUUCUCUGAAGUAAGCAGCCAAACAAGCAACACAGAAAUCUGGAUUAUGUGCACAGAUAAUCAAGCGCUGAUUCGAUGUCCUGAUGAGUGAGGCAGAAUUCCAGCUAAUUCUGCAUUCCUGAAUGAGACUUCUGUUGAAGCUUAGUGCCACCAAGGCUCGAAAUUUUGGUGUGCCAAGGCUUGCAGUGGUCCAGUGCACAAGGCUCUGUCCUUCAAAUCAUACUCCUGGGAGCAUUUAUUUUUUCUGUUUCAUUGCUCCUUUAGAGUCUAUAUCCAUUGCUCUUUUUGAAGUUCUGUUACUAUCUUUGCCAGGUGAUCAUUCUGAAGCUACCAGCCUGAUCAGCCAUGUAUUUCUGAAUUCCCUCUCUUUCUGGUUGUCCCAGAUAAUCCUUCAGACAUGUAUAUUAUGUGUUCUCCUCAUCAGUCUUUUCAUCUCCACUGUCCUCCCCUGCCCCCCCAAGCUUUAGUGGUUCUUCUUGCUCUUUCUGUCCCAGUCCUGCUAUGGGAAGAGUCUGCAUUUGGAAAGGUGUAGACAAUAUUUAGGGCAGAAGUCAUCACCACAGUUCAGGGAAAUCAUCAGCGUUUCCAGAACCAUCGUAGCCACAUACCGUACCCCAUAUAUUUAUAAAACUGCGCCUUCAGAGCCUCUCGCAUAUGAUCUCACAUACUGAGCAUAAAAAAAGCCAGAUUAUGUUUCCACUUGCCAAAUGAUUUGUUUUCUUAAGUUAGUCAAAGCAAUGGAGAGUUUCCAAGCCCUGACUGUGUGGCUGUCCUGCGGAGGCCAGGGUGGUGAGCCACGUUCCUCCGUCAGGCUCGAGCACCAGCAGCGGAAGGUGACGCCGAGGAAGGGGAGAGAGGAGCUGAAGGCGGCUGCUGGUCAGAGGAGCAUUAACAGGGAAGUAGCCGUGUGAUUUGCCUUCAGUUAUGAGACAGAUAUUAGUCUCACCGGGGAAAUAAAAAUGCACUAUGGAAAACAAAAUGUAUAAAUAACACCAUUUAUACAUGGUGCUAACCAUAUAUGUUAACCAUAGCUGCUAACAAAAUGAGUGUACCAGCUAGGCUGAUUAUAAUAAGCUCAUUUUAUGAGGGUUUUUUUUUUUUAAAAGCACAGUGACUAAGUCGCCAAGUAUACAAGCACUUACUAAACAGAACAUUUUGUGAGUAGAACUGCUUAAGUACAAAGAUAACAGAGGGUGUUAAAAUAAGUUGUAUAAGCCAAAAGGCAUUUACGGGAGCAGAUGUACAAUAGUAACUCAUACUAAACACCCUAUCCAGUUGCUAGUUGUGGUCAGUGGAUUCCUGAAUAAAACAGUAUUCUAUAAAUGAAUCUACUAUAUACAUUUUAUAGCACAUCUAAAGCUCAUCUUGCAAGAACUUUGUUUUCUAACAGCAUUGAAAUAAAUAGGAAUAUAAAUAGAUUAAAUUAACAUCUAAACCCAAGUAUAGCGUAAUACGAACCAAUCUUAACUCUGAAAAUAGUGGCUCUUAACUGAUCAUCUUAGACAAGUAGCAGCUCAGAAGCUUUCUGGCUGUAUCUCUUCAUGGUUAUAUUCUACUGUUUUGAUGUUUAUUCAUUUCCUUAUUAUAACUAUUCCCAUCAGAUUUUUGUGCUUCCCAUCAGUUAUUUCCACUUUGGUUUUGACACAUAAUACGUGUGUCUGCCAAAAGGCCUGCUGAGAGAUUCCUAUCGGGACAAAAGAAAGUGUUAGAAAGUCUGUUAAGUAGUGAAAAGAGAGCAGAGUCCACGGGGACAGUCAGUCUGCAACCUUUGUGCUGCAGAAAAAGCAGGAUUUAUUUACAGUUUAGUCUGCUGCAGGCUUUAAAAUAAAUGUGUCAGAUUUCAUUCAUUUCCCUUUGUCUGUGACAUCUGAUUGUCGUCGUCCAGGAAGAAUCAGUGGAGCAUUGUAGAAUAUUAAAAAAAAACGUUAAGGUCAGUGUACUGCAUUUAUGGCAAAAAGCUCAAGUUAAGGAAUGAAAUUACAUUAUUUUUGUUGAAAUUCUCGCUUGAUGCCUCCAUAGAAGCAGACAAGUGCAGGCUGGAUGGGACUUCCAAAAACUGUCUGCUGCUUCUCCCUUGUCUUCCCCAGGCUCCACCAUCCCUCACAGGGGUGAACCUCACUGCUUGCGUUAGUCUCUAACGAAGGCAGUUCAAUAAGCUCCUUAAAGUGAUUUUCUGCAAGGAAUAGUGUCCUUGUUACUGAAAGUUUUUAAUACCUGUUAAUUUUCAUACUUUUGGUUGCAAGUGAACCUGGCUGGGUUUGUCCCACCUGAAUAUGAAGAACCAUCACUGAGGUUCCUCUUUGCAACAGCUCUAGACAUUUUCAAAGAUUGUUACCAAGUCAGCCUGCUGGUAUUUUUCCUAAUCUGACCAAUCCCAAUUACCUUUCCUAAUACU
Molecule: messenger RNA, 7334 nt
Organism: Egretta garzetta (little egret)
Lineage: Eukaryota; Metazoa; Chordata; Aves; Pelecaniformes; Ardeidae
Gene: ATE1
Product: arginyltransferase 1
Exons: 12
Coding region: 59-1600 (513 amino acids)
Biological process (GO): protein arginylation
Cellular component (GO): cytoplasm
Molecular function (GO): arginyl-tRNA--protein transferase activity
Source: RefSeq, a predicted model, not a curated record